CUUCCGUUCUAGAGGGUGGGAAAAAGUAAGAUCCGUAGCUGUGUGAAAAGCCCCGGCCACAGGCCGGCCUGGAUCGAUCAGUUGAAGCAAUGCGCUGCAAUUGAGCUCUUUCCUGGCUAAACCCGCAUUCCCCAUUUUCUAUGUGCAACAUUGCAUUGCGUGACGUUUACCGGAAGCUCUGCUCUGAUCAACGUUCUUUAGAGAGGAGUGUCCGUCUGUGCUCUAGCCACUGAGAGUCCUGUUAUAGCUUUCGACCAUCAUGGCAUCCACAUUGAAAGCUGCCUCGAGCGCUUCAGCUUCGAGCUUGCUGCGCUGCUCGAGAUUCGCAAAGAAAGAAAUUCAGAGGGGGGUGGUAGCGACAGGAGCUUUUUCCGUUCAAAGGCCACUUCCCAAGGCCAGCCUCAGCGCCUCAUCUUCCUUCCUUGGACACGUAUUCCACCAAUCCUCGGGGCGGCAACAACAGUCGCUUGCUUCAAAGACAAAGGAGCAGUGCCGACAGUUUCGGACGCUGCCCCGCGUUUCUGCAGAGAGCGCCGCGGAAGCGGACGCGCCGGUGGUGGUCGUAACGGGAGCCUCGAGGGGCAUUGGGAAAGCGAUUGCACUGCACUUUGGGGCCAAAGGGGCCAGGGUGGUGGUGAACUAUGCACGGUCUGCGGAGGCGGCAGAGAAGGUGGCUGACGAGGUCAAGGCAGCUGGGGGCGACGCCAUCGUAGUCGGGGGGGAUGUCUCCAAAGCAGAGGACGUGGCAGCCGUCAUCAAUGCAGCGGUCGAGAAGUGGGGCACCAUCGACGUGCUUGUCAACAACGCAGGCAUUACAAGAGACACGUUGCUGAUGCGGAUGAAGCCGACCCAAUGGCAAGAGGUUAUCGACCUUAACCUCACCGGCGUCUUCAUGUGCACCCAGGCGGCUUUGAAGGUCAUGUCAAAAAAGAAGAAGGGCCGCAUCAUCAACAUCACGUCCGUGGUUGGCCAGGUCGGCAACCCGGGCCAGGCCAACUACAGCGCGGCCAAGGCGGGCGUGAUCGGUUUCACCAAGUCCGUAGCCCGGGAAUACGCAGGCAGGAACAUCCAGGUGAACGCGGUCGCCCCGGGGUUCAUCUCCUCGGACAUGACCGCUGUGUUGGACAAGAGCCUAGAAGAGAAGAUCUUGGGCAGCAUACCCCUAGGAAAGUACGGCCAACCUGAGGACGUCGCCGGGCUCGUGGCCUUCCUAGGACUGGACCCCGCUGCUGGCUACAUGACCGGACAGGUUGUGAACAUGGAUGGAGGCAUGGUCAUGUAGGGGGCAGUCGUGGCACCCACAGAGAUUACAUAGUCCCUCGUAUUGGAGGGUAGUUCGUGUUUGUGGUUUUGGUAUCGUAAGCUCCUUUCUAAGGCGGAAAGGAUGCCGCCCUUCUGUAAGAGCUUAUUGCUCGAUGACGAAGUACUGCUGAUGCUUUUGGCAGCCAAUGAGUUUGCGGCCGUCCACUUGUUUUGCGUUUCUGCAACACCCAGCCUCAGAGGAUAUUCAUGGCUGCCUUGCAAGUGUUUUAGUAAUUGAUUCAGAUGAAUUAACCAAUCAGUUCGAUCAAAAAUCGCAGUGACGGUUGUGUGCAUGGCUGCGGAGAAGCCACGCCCGAAAGUGU
Molecule: messenger RNA, 1625 nt
Organism: Klebsormidium nitens
Lineage: Eukaryota; Viridiplantae; Streptophyta; Klebsormidiophyceae; Klebsormidiales; Klebsormidiaceae
Source: the annotation of a GenBank genome assembly